AUGACAAAAUGCUAUUUAAACUUAUUUCAUUCAAUUGAACACAAUGCAUUAACUAUUCUUUUAGCAAAUCGCUAUGCACUUUAUGCCAGUCAAUCAGGACAACCGUUACAACAGGAAUUAUCUUGGCAACCAUUGCAACCUACGAAAUUUAUUCAACAAAGUCAACCUUUACAGCCGUCACAAUCCGGACAACUUAGUCAGCAAAGCCAACUUUCACCAGCAGCACAGCCGAGUCAAGCUAACCCGCAAAUUCUGUCUUGGCAGCUUCAGCAACCUGGACCAGUUAAUAUACAAAUUCAGCCUUUACCAUCAUCACCAUUCCAACAAGUUAAUCAACAAAGCCAGCCUUCACUACAGUCACGACCCGAGCGAGUUAAUCUUCAAGGACAACCUUUACAGCCACCACAAUCCGGACAACUUAGCCAACAAAGUCAACCUUCACCAGCAACACUGCCGGGUCAAGCUAAUCCGCAAGUUCCAUCUUGGCAGCUUCAGCAAUCCGGACCAGUUAAUGCACAAAGCCAACCUUUACCAUCAUCAUCAUCCCAACAAGUUAAUCAACAAAGCCAACCUUCGUUACAGCCACAACCCGAGCGAGUUAAUCUGCAAAACCAACCUUUGCCAACACCACAACUGUGGCAAGCUAAUCUGCCAGGUCAAUCUUGGCCGCUGUCGCAAUCAGGGCCAGCUUAUUCACAAGGCCCACACUCGGCGUCAUCACCAUCAGAACAAACUAAUCAACAGCGCCAAUCUUUGUCGCCAGAACAGUCAGAACCAGUUAAUCAGCAACGUCAGCCUUUACAGUCGCCACCAUCCAUGCCAGAUAAUCAAAAAGGUCAACCUUGGCAGCUACCACGAUCCCCACCAAUUAGUCAACAAGGCGGGCCUUCGUCACUACCACAAUCUAAUCAAAUUAAUCAGCAAAUUCAAUCUUGGCAGCUGCCACAAUUCGCACCAGUUAAUCAGCAAGGACAACGUUGGCAGCCAUCAUAUCCGAGCCAAGUUAGUCAACAGGGGCAACCUGGACAGGGACAGACGAAUCAACCUGAUGAAGCGGCAAAACCAGGACGUUUCAUGGGAUUUUAUACUGGUCCGAAUGGACGUGGGCCCUUACCUAUUCCUGGUCUAUAUAUUCAAGAUUCAAAUAAUCAAAAUAUAUAUGAUCAGAAACCUGAUUUUGGUACAAAUAAUUAUAAUCCAGCAGGACAGUAUCCUAACAACCAGUACGGUCCAUUUAUGCCACCACUUACAACACAAAACAUUGAUGACGAGAUACCAUGUUCACUCUAUCUCGUACGUCCAGGAUCACGUCGAAUCGUAUCAAAUAUUACGGAUGGUGCACGCAUAACUUUACUUUUACAAGUACCAUCAAAAGCAGGUUACAUUUCAGUACCCAAUUUUAUUAGUAUACUGAAGACUUCACUUACUCAACUAAGUGUCAACUAUGUUAAUGCAAAUCAAACUUCUGCAUCAAUGUCAAAUGGCAGUGCACUUCAGUUCGUUGCAGCACCAAAUGCAUCCGAUAUUGGUGCAUUUCCUGAACAUGUACCUGCUCAAAUGAUACAAGUAAACAUUGAUGGAGCUCCAGCCCCAUUACCACCACCAUCAUUAGAAGUACAUAUGAUAAUCUGUUAUGAACCAAUAUCUCAGGUACAGCUUCAACAAUCAACUUCUUCAUUUCAACAAUCUUCAACUUUAUCAAAUGCACAACAAACACCUAAGCCUCAACAACCAUUCAUAUCUUCAAGUGAACCAAAACCACUCAUAUCAAAUGUGAGUAUUUCUUAA
This is a messenger RNA of Rotaria sp. Silwood2, 1788 nucleotides long. NCBI's taxonomy places the organism in Eukaryota, Metazoa, Rotifera, Eurotatoria, Philodinida, Philodinidae. The record is from the annotation of a GenBank genome assembly.